AUGCUACCAGUGUCUGUCUCUCUUUGUCAGAUUUUUCCUACUAAUGUCUUCUUUUUAAUGCUGAUUUUCGCUACUACAGUGUCUGUCUUUUUACCAGUUUCAUUCAAUCUGUCUCUUUUUUAUGCAAUUUUCAUACUACCAGUGUCUGUCUCUUUUUUACUACCAGUUUCACAAGUGUCUGUCUCUUUUUGUCUGAUUUUCCUUACUACCAGUGUCUGUCUCUUUUUGUGCAAUUUUCUUUACCAGUUUUUCAUACUACCAGUGUCUGUCUCUUUUUUAAUACUGAUUUUCCUUUGCACCAGUGUCUGUCUCUUUUUAUGCAAUUUUCAUUCAUCUACAGUGUCACAAUCUCUUUUUUGUCUGUCUCUUUUUGUACUGAUUUUCAUACUACCAGUGUCUGUCUCUUUUUAUGCAAUUUUUCACAUACUACCAGUUUUCUCUUUUUACCAGUUUCAUACUACCAGUGUCUGUCUUUUUUAUGCUGAUUUUCAUACUACCAGUGUCUGUCUCUUUUUAAUCUUUUCCUUUACCAGUGUCUGUCUCUUUUUAUUUUUCAUACUACCAGUUGGCCCGUCUCUUUUUAAUACUGAUUUCCUUCCUUGCCACCAGUGUCUGUCUCUCUUUUAUGCCCAAUUUUUUCAUGUCUGUCCUUUUUCACAAUCUUCUUUUACUACUCUUUUUUCCUUUUCAUACUGCAGUGUCCUUGUCCUGUCUCUUUUGUGCAAUUUUUCUUACUACCAGUGUCUGUCUCUUUUUAUGCCCCAAUUUUCCUUGUACUACCAGUGUCUGUCUCUUUUUAAUACCAUUUUCAUACUACCAGUGUCCAUCUCUUUUUAUUUACUUUUCCAUACUACCAGUGUCUCUCUCUUUUUGUAUACUGAUUUUCCUUACUACCAUGUCUGUCUCUUUUAUGCAAUUUUCAUACUACCAGUGUCACAAUCUCUUUUAUGCAAUUUCCUUACUACCAGUGUCGUCUUUUUUGUACUGAUUUUUCUUACUACCAGUGUCUGUCUCUUUUUUAUUGCUGAUUUUUCCCCUUACUACCAGUGUCUGUCUCUUUUACUGCGUUUUCAUACUACCAGUGUCUCUUUUUUUAAUACUGAUUUUCAUUCUACCAGUUGUCUGUCUCUUUUAUGCAGUUUUCAUACUACUAGUGUCUGUCUCUUUUUCAUGCUGAUUUUCAUACCCAGUGUCUGUCUCUUUUAUGCAAUUUUCAUGCACCAGUGUCUGUCUCUUUUUGUCUGA
Molecule: messenger RNA, 1245 nt
Organism: Acanthosepion pharaonis
Lineage: Eukaryota; Metazoa; Mollusca; Cephalopoda; Sepiida; Sepiidae
Source: the annotation of a GenBank genome assembly